AUGAGAAUACAAAUGCCUUUUAAAUGCUUUGGCGAGAACAUUUUGUUAAAUGAGGGGGGCAAAGCUGAAAUUUGUAAAACUUUGAUGCCCGAAGCAGUAAAUAAUGUCACAAAGAGCAAACGCUACUUCAUAGUGGAAACUUUUGAGAAAGACAAAUUUCAUUUUGAAGUUUACAUUACGAAGAUAUAUGUACACAAAUUUUCAACCAUAGAAGCGAAGACGAAACGUGUACCUAUCGUGGCUGCUACAAUGAAGAUUUCGUUAAAGCUUAAGUCGGAAGAUUGA
Messenger RNA from Clunio marinus, 285 nucleotides. Lineage: Eukaryota; Metazoa; Arthropoda; Insecta; Diptera; Chironomidae. The record is from the annotation of a GenBank genome assembly.